AGGAAGUUCUCCCAAACUUUUUUCUCCCCCGAAAGAGUGGUUGAGACGCUCCGUUAGAUUUUCAGAGGAAAGGGGAUCCGAGCAGACCUAAGGGAAAACGCAGGGGACACAUCGGCGUCUAAAAGUUGAACCCCUUCCUCUGUUUCUGUCUCCCCGCAUGGGACACGCCGUGGAAUAGCGGACGCGCGUUCUGUGAACUUUGUUUUUCUUCCCGGACUGAGAGGACUUACACCAUCAGAGGCGAUGCGAUGUGAGUGAGCUAUGCCUUGUGGAAAUGGACUGACUUUAUCCAAGCGAAAACAUGGCGUCUGCGCACCGAGGUUCAGCUUCUUCUCCAGCCUGCUUGUGGCGCUCUGCUGCCUGGAGGCAUGGGGCUCCGGGCCGCAGGGGGACGGCGGCAGGAGCUGCGGCCCCUGUCCCGUCAACUGUAGCUGCUCGCUGGCGGAGCACCAGGCGUCCUGCAUCGUCAACUGCUCCAACAUCGGGCUGGAGAGGGCCCCAGCGGCGGCAGACAUCCCGCUGGCCACCAGCGUGCUAGAUCUUUCAAAGAACCACAUCUCCUCCCUUGAUACCAGCCUGUUGGAUCGUCUCCCCGGCCUCCGAGAGCUGUAUCUUCAGGGGAACCGGAUCAAUGUUCUCCCUAGAGGUGUAUUCUGCUGUGGGCCACUCUCAGUCGUCGAUUUGAGCAACAACCAAAUCACCACCAUAGAGGAGAGAACAUGCGACAACCUUUGCAAUUUAACUCAAAUCGACCUGAGCAGCAACCCCUUUGACUGUGACUGUAAGCUCUUCCGGUUGGUCAUUUGGCUCCAGGAAAGAGGGGUGCGAGUCCGACGCCCGGACGCCAUGCUCUGUAACACCCCCCCCAAACUCCGCCACCAACCCCUGCUCAACGUCAGCCUGCUCACCUGUGGUCUGAACUAUGCAGCCUGUCCUGAAGACAGCAGCAGUGGCGUAGUGGGACGGAGUCAGCUUGUUAUCUUCUCCUCCUCCACACCCGGGAACUUCACGCGGGAGCAGUGUAACAGUGUGUGUUUUGCCGAGUCUCACCUUUACGGGGGCUUGGGGGCGAGGCACGAGUGUCUCUGCAGCAAAAACUCCGAGCCCAACCUCAUCAGUGAAUCUCAGUGCUCGCCCGCCUGCACGAAUCCCCAUGUUAUGAAGGAAUGUGGGUGGACUCUGGCUCUCGACGUGUUUAAGGUGGACUUCUCCAUCUCACUGAAGCCACUCCCACUGCAGAGUGUCCAUGACCCCGUCGCUUUGGCCGCCACCUCCUCUGUCACCCCGGUGACGCUGUCCUGGGACUUUGGCGACCUGUCAUCCCGGGUCAAUGCCACAGAAACAUGCCUCACCACAGCAACUCAUAAAUAUGGACUUCCGGGACACUAUCCAGUCAGUGUGAUGGCCUGGGCUGGAAACAAGGAGGUCUCUGCACGCGGAGAAGUGACCGUGACAGUUCCUCCCAAACUGGAGCUGCACUGUCCAAACCUUGCUGUGGCCAAUAAGAGCCUCGAGUUCACACUUGUCAGCUGGGGUGCUGUUGGUGUGGAAGUGGACUGGAAGAUCACAAAGGAUGGCGUUGAAUUUGCCAAAGCCUCCCCUCACUGUCCAAAAGACGGGGUGUACCACGCCGAGUCGUCACGCUGUUUUCAGAUAGUCCCGGGGGAGAUGAGCUGGACCGAUGCUCGACAACAGUGUUCUGACCGCGGCGGGGAUCUGGCAAUCCUCAGGACGGAUGCACUGUGCAACCUGCUGGCACCCAAUGUCACACAGGAACGAGGCGUGUGGCUUGGCCUGAGUGACGUUAACUCUCCAGGAAAGCUGCAGUGGGUGAACGGCUCUGAGGCGCAGGAGGGAGCGGAGGGCCCGCCGCCUCGCUCCCCGAUACCCCCUGGGAACGUGUGCGUCUCGCUCGACCAGCGGGGUCAGACCAGUUCACAUCCAUGCCAUGCCAAACGCGCCUAUGUCUGCCAGUACAGGCCUCAAGUGCGUGUUCCAGAUGCAGGGAUCUGGACUGUGGGGCUGCCUGUGUUCACCUCCCAAAAUCCUUUGCACCGUGCCUCGUCCUCUCCGCUCCCUGCUCCACAACCGCCCAGCAGUGGCAUAGAGGUGCUGUUGUUCCCGGCUCUUAGCUUCGUUCAAGCGGGUCGUCUGUCCUCCCUUGAGUUCCUCACUCAGGAACUCAGCUCGCACAUCCAAGUUCGAUUCCAGACCUACAGCCCUCACUGCCAUCAUCCAGGCCUGCACCUGCUGCUGCCCGGUUGUGGAGGUCCAGCGUGUGCUCCAGUGGCUGUUUGUGUCCCAAAUGACACCAAGACCAGUGACCCACCCCCUUGCCCCCACCUGGAGCAGUGGUGUCCCUUCCAGCACCGCUGCCUUGCUCUGUCGAGUCCCUGCCAGCCGGCGUCCUGUCCUAACUGCAGCCAAACGCACCGCCUGCCUGCUGGGGCGCUCAGGCCCCGCUACACCCUUCAAAAUGAGGUGGUCUUCACUCUGCCAGCAGGACCGGCUGCUCAUGUAGUGGUACAAGAACACCUGGAGGACCUCUUGGUUUCCGGCGGUGAUGUCAUCGCCCUGCAACAUGAUGCCGGCCCCGGGUCCUUGCUCCGCUGCCAGUCCUCCAUCCACUCACAGUGGCGACAACCUGUUCUGGCCCUCAACCAGUCCGAGUGGUUCUGGAUAAACAACACCAGACAUUCAGCGGAUAGAUCGGCCAACUCUGACGCCGACCCUCUGCCUGACCCGGAGCUGGACGUGGAGGUGCUGGUGGCGGACGGCGAGGGAGGGUGGCUGGAGGAGGUGGUCUGCCCAGUCAGAGUGCUCUAUGUGGGGCAAAGUGAGACCCAGCUGCAGGGAGCAAAGCUGUCUGAUGGUUUACCGGAGCCUGGACUCUACAGCCUGCUGGUGACCUCUGCUGAGCCAGCAUACCCGGCCUCAGCAUCAUGCCCACUGCGCGUGGUGCCCCCGCUGGGCUUGACAGUCCUCCACCCCCUCCCCCAAAAUGGCUCCUACUAUGUGCAGCCCAACGACACCCGUCUUCUGCUCCGUGUCCAGUCUCGCUACGCAACACAGGUGUCUUGUCGAGGCAGCAAUCGCAGCAUCACCUUCCAGCAAGAGUGUCCAUCAGGAGUUUCAUCCGGCGCGGCGCUCUGUCGGCCCGGCCUGAGCUCAGGGACGGGGGUCAAGGUCACCGAGCCCAGCCUGUACGCAGUCCUGGAACUGAAUCUGGGAGCAGAAGAGCAGAGGAGUCCAAUACAGGUGGAGCUGGAGGCACACAGUAACGUGACUGAGGCCAGCCUGAUUAUAGUUGUCCACGUGGAAGAGCCCCUCAGAGGACUGGUGGUGCAGCCACACCCUGCCCACCGAGUGCUGAUGGAGUCAGUUGUGAGCUACACAGCAUCAGUCCUCGAAGGCUCCAGUCCCACGUUUAAAUGGACAGUGGACGACAAACCCUACUUCACCUAUUACAACACUGUUCUGAAUGUCAUCUACCAGCACGCUGCCGUCUACAAGCUCACUGUGACGGCCAGGAAUCAUGUCAGCACCCUCACGGAGCACUUCAACGUGACAGUGGACCGCCUGCAGCCCAUGGCCGGCCUCUCUGUGAAGGGCGUUCCAGAUGUGGUCCCACAGGGCUCCACUCAGACUCUCACCACUUCUGUGCUCGUGGACAUGUCUGUGGCCGCCACCUUCCGCUGGUUUUUUGGUGACGGGGGAUACAAGGAGUUUGAAUACAAGCCUCCCUAUGCCCCGGCCCUCCUCUGCCCAGACUCCCCCAACCAGGUCCUCCUAAGCAACAAUGUCACCUAUAUCUACUCUCAGCCAGGAAUAUACUCUGCGCUGGUGUCAGUAUCCAAUCGUUACGACAACAUCAGUCAGAGCAUCAACAUGAGUGUCUACAGCAUCCUCACGCGUGUUGAUAUACAAACAGAGACACAGCACCUCCUCGCUGGCAAAUCAGCUGUUUUUGAAGCUCACCCCCUGCCCUCGGCCUAUGGAAUUCAAUACGACUGGCACUUUGGAGAUGGUUCAGCCCCAUUACAAGGUCGCCGCUUGGAGCACACCUUUGCACUGAGUGGCAACUUUAAUGUGUGCGUAUCGGUAAACAACACCAUCAGUGCUAUGGAGGCUUGUGCUGAGAUGUUUGUAUAUGAGGAGAUUGAAGAUCUAAAAGCGGAAAGCUCAUCUCCAACAGAGCUUCACAGCCCUACUGCCGUGAGGGCCCGCCUUGCUUCAGGUAACAACAUCACAUGGACAUACUCCAUGGGUGAUGGAGCUGUCUACUCUUCAUCUGAAGCUCACGUGACGCACAACUACAACAAAGAUGGCAACUACACAGUGAACGUGACCGCCUCGAACGCUGUGAGCUCUGGUUGGACAAUCCUAGAAGUGCAGGUGUUUGUCUUCCAAGUGAUAAGGAUGGAGCCGUCUGGGUGUGUCCAAGAGCAGACUCCAGUCAAAUUUCAAGCCUGGGUUUCUGGUAAUGAAUCUGCUCACCUAUAUGAAUGGUGCUUCGGGGAUGGAAGCCCCAACGAGACACACCAAGGCAACCCCAGAGUGUCACACACCUACUGGAAAAGUGGAAACUACCACCUCUCGCUGCUUCUUUCCAGCGGGGUCAACAGGGCCACCAAGGCUAACUUCUUCAACUUGGUGUGUGUGCAGCCAGCUUUGACCCACAUAAGCCUUCCCAUUGAGAAAUCCCUCUAUGCUGUUGGAGAAGACAUUCUGUUCCAGGUCAAAGCUGAGCCAAGGUUUAACUACUUUUAUCAGUGGGACUUUGGUAGAGAGGAGGACUCUGUGCUCAUCCAUGGUUCUGGGAAUGUUUUGAAAAUGUAUAAAAACCCAGGUCGGUACAUGGUGACAGUCACAGUCUUCAAUAACAUCUCCAGCAGUAAUACCAGCGUUGUGAUUGAGGUUCUGAUGCCUGUAGGACCAAUCGUUAUUCAGCACAAUGGCACCAAAAUCAACAACUUAACACUUCAAGCACCGUAUGCUUUCACAACUUCCUCCCAGGCCUCCGAUGUAAAUUACACGUGGAACUUUGGAGACGGGAAUACUUUUGCAGGUCAGAAUACCCUCCAUACCUACAAUAUGUCUGGAAACUACAAUAUCACACUGACAGCAGCCAACACAGUUAGCUGGAAUCAUACUACUCUGCCUGUUGCUGUGCUGGCACCAAUCCGUGGGUUGACCGUCAAUGCCAGCUUGGUCAACGUCCCUCUGAAUGCCUCGGUUCACUUUGAGGCCCAGAUGGAGAAGGGAGAUGGCGUCCGGUUCUCUUGGAUCGUUUGUGACCACUGCACCUCAAUACCAGCGACCCACACCAUGUACUACACCUUCCGCUCUGUUGGAACUUUCAACAUCAUCGUGACGGCUGAAAACGACGUUGGAACGACACAGGCGAGCAUCUUACUGUUUGUACAACGUGAGCUGGAGGGACUGCAGAUUUUAGCAGAGGAGGAGAUUGGAGGAAGUGGAGGCACCAAAGAGAACAGAUGCUGCUUUGCUACGAACCGCCUGCUCCACCUUCAAGCUGGACUAAAGGAAGGAACCAACAUGACAUUUACUUGGAACAUCAUCAGAGAACUAGACCCAGCCAGCUCAAGCUUCAACAUAACCGGAAAGAACGUGGAGGUGAAUUUCUCUAAACCAGGCCCAUGUGAAAUCUUCCUUCGGGCCGCCAACCUCCUGGGCCAGCUUACCAUCAACAGAACCAUCCACUUCAUGGAACCAGCAAAAGGCCUGUACCUGCAGAUUAGCAACAAUCCAGUUGCGGUCAAUUCACCAACUAACUUGACAGUCUUGACCAUGGAGGGCUCAGACUUGCAGUACCGCUGGUCUGUGAAUGGGGAUACUCUGAUAUGGAACAAGUCCUGGAAGACCCACACCUUCAGCAGUCCUGGCCAGAAAGUAGUUACUGUGGAGGUCUUCAAUAACGUUAGCUCAGAGGUUGUUUUAGAAACUGUCAGUGUCCAGGAAAUCAUUUCUGGACUAACAUUCACAGCUACCAAUGUAACGGACCCAAAUUACAUAGCAACAGGCGCUAAUGUCUCACUCCAGGGAGAGGUUCUGACAGGAACCAAUGUGACAUGGACAUGGCUGAUCGACGGAAGAACAGACACAGGAAGGAGAACCUCCCUGGUUUUCCAGGAGCCAAAGAUGGCCCUCAUUACUCUAAAUGCCACCAAUGAUGUCAGUGGGCAAUUUGUCUCCAGGGAGUUAUUUGCUCAGGACAAGAUUCAGGGGUUGGAGCUGAGGGCAAGUAAGAAGAUUGCAGGAAUUGGCGAGAAGGUGGAGUUCACCAUUUCUAUGGCAGCAGGGUCGGACGUUCACCUGAUCCUCAGCAUCAGUGGAGAUGCCACUGUUAUCACCCAACCCAACCAAACCUAUGUCCACGUGUUCAGUAGAGUGGAUACCUACAUGGUGAAUCUCACUGCUCACAACCAGGUGAGCUCCAAGAGGCGGCACCUCCAGGUGGAGGUGAUGGAGCCUGUGCGUGGACUGUCCAUCCUGGGAAGCUGCACAGCAAUUCCUGUCGGUGUGAAGAGACUGUUUGUGGCCAACAUCCUGACAGGCAAACCCGUUAGCUUCCUGUGGACUAUUGAUCUACACCACCUGCACAAGAUUUCACAUAUGGGAAAAGAGGUGUCAUACACUCCAGAGGAGGCCGGUUUACUGACCAUCUACCUUAAAGCUAUCAACGCCCUGCAUCACCAGAACAUCACCAUGCACAUCCUCGUGCAGAACCUGCUGACGGCUUCCUUCCUGUACGCAGCACCUCAGGACACGUUCAUCCAUAAAACAAUAACCCUGAUGGCCUCUAUCACUCCCAGGUCAACCCCUGUGGAGUGUUUGUGGGACUUUGGGGACGGUUCUAGUCCAGUUCACACCAACACCACAACUGUGGGUUAUGAGUACAAACACCCGGGACACUAUAUGGUCAAAGUGAACUGCAGCAACCUGGUGAGCUGGGUGUUGGCCCAGGUGGAGGUAAACAUCAGUGUGUUAGAGUGUGAGGAACCAGAGGUGCAGGUGGUCCAAGCCCCCCGCCUGGCCAUCUGGCGCUCCCAGCCCACUUUGGUGGAGGCCAGUGUCGAUCUGAAAGGCUGUGUGCGCUACGGGGCUCAGUACCUCUGGCAGAUAUACUCCAAGCCCUCCUGUGAUAAUGACAAAGACGACCAGAUGUCUUCUGGAGCCGUGACCAGGCCCUCUCAGUCUUUGCCUGUUCCAGUCAUUCGCCUGCCGGUGGAGGUGGAUGUGCGGCGGCUGCAGCUGUCAUUACCCAAGAUGGCUCUGGUGACAGGAAACUACAGCUUGGUGUUUUCUCUGUCAUAUGAAGGCGUGCCGCUGAGGAAGGCUGCCUGUCUGCAGCUGAGUGUCAUGGCUGCCAGGCUGAUGCCCAUUAUAGAAGGUGGUACUUACAGGGUGUGGUCGAGGACGCAGGACCUGCAGCUCAGUGCGGAGCAGUCCUACGACCCCAACUUGGACCCAGAUAGCCAGUCACUCCUUCACUACCACUGGGAGUGUCAAAGUACCUCAAAGGGUCCAGAGCACUGCUCCACUCUGAACUUCGGCUUGGGCUCCAGCGGUCCAGUGCUGGGAAUCUCUGGCUUUGAGCUGGAGGCAGGCGUCGAAUACACUUUCAAACUGACUAUCAGCAAAGACAGGAUGCCACCAGAGUCCACCACGCAGACUGUGUUCGUCCAGAGUGGUCACAUCCCCAUGGUGUAUCUGGAGUGUGUGUCCUGUAAGGCCCAGUCCUUCUACGAGGUCAGCCAGAACUCCUACGUCUACCUCAGAGGGACCUGCACCAACUGCCAGGGCUUUCACCGUGGGCGUUGGAGUGCCAUGACUCUACAGAAUGAGACUCUGGUCCUGGACUCCUCCUCCACCACCACUGGAAGUGGCGGCAUGAAUCUGGUGCUGCGGCAGGGCGUCCUGCGCCACAUAGACUCCUACAUCUUCACCCUGCACGUAACAGACGGCAGUCUGGAUGGCGAGGGCGUGGCCUCCAUAACACUCCAUCGCAACAUGCCCCCGACUGGUGGAGAGUGUCAUCUGAGAGGUGGAGGGGAAGCAGGAGUGGAGUACGGAGACGGAGAUGGUGAAGGCUGGGAGCUGCGCACGCUGGUGGACAGGGUUCACUUCAGCUGCUCAGGUUACACUGAUCUGGGCGACUCGGAGUCUCCGCUGCUCUACAGUCUGCUGGUGACGCGCUGCAGAGAAGACUUCUGCGAGGACUUCUGUGUCUACAAAGGCAGCAGUCCAGAGCACUCGGCCUUCCUGCCUCCAGGCUUCAGCUCAGCCCGACAACGUGUUGCGGUGUCCAUCACAGUGGAGGACCAUCAAGGAGCUGCCAUCACUGCACUGAACAAGUCCAUUGAAGUAUGGCUGCCACAUCCUCCCUCGGGGUACAGCAGUCUUCCUCACUGGCUGUCUCACCUGACAGACACCAAACUUAAAAAGUUGCUGGAGCAGGGAGACUCCCAGAGGGUCAGAGAGUUAUCACUGGCCCUUAUCACAGUCCUGAAUGAGUAUGAGCGGCUUAGACAAUCAGCGCGGGUGUCCCGAGACGAGCGCGGCUACAGAGUCGGAGUUCGCAGCAACAUCACCAGAGCCCUGACAGCUCUGGAUCUGAACACUGUCAACGACAUCCAGCAGACCUCUGCUGCUCUGGCACAGUGCACGGCGGUGAGCCGUGAGUUCGUCUGUGAGGAGUGUCAGAACAGCACUCUGAACAAGCUGGAGUCCAUGCUGGAGAUUCUACAGACUGACACCAAGCAGGGCACCGUCACUCCCACUGAGAUAGCUGACAACAUCCUGCACAUCAUGGGUGAUCUGAUCCAUCAGGUCAGCCAAUCAGCCUCCCAAUCUUACUUCCAGCCCUAUGUGGAUUCCCCCUCACCCGCGUCCAACUCCUCCUUCUCCUCUUCGGGUGAGGAGCAUGGCGGCCCCCUGUUGGACUCCUCACCCUCCUCAUCAGAGCCACACCCCCUGCGAGUGGCUGCGAAGGCUUACAGUCUCUCCUCGGUGCUCAUGAUGAUCCUCCUGCAUGGCCGGGUGCUCAACGAGGAGCCGCUGGUGCUGAGGGGGGCUGAGAUCGCUGCAACCGGAAAACUGGCAGACCCCCAGAGCCUGCUCUGCUACCAUGGCAACAACAGUCCAGAGUGCCAGCGCUUCUCCAUCCCACGAGCUUUUAACAACAGUCUCGGCAGAGCGGCUGCAGGAAACAGCAUCAUGCAGCUGCUCUUUCAGGUGGAAUCCAACCCCUUCCCCUUCAAUUACGUGGCUAACUACACCGUCUCCACUGAGGUGGCCUCCAUGGAGUUUCGCACUGAAAACGGCACGCAGAUCCCAAUCUCAGGACUGGACGACAGUCUCGCCAUCACUGUUGCCAUCAACAAUGGCAGUAGUGCUGAAGUGGGCGUGGAGGGCUCUGGUAGCGGCGGGCUGCCCACAGCUGGAGCCGUUAACAUCAGCCUCUGCGACUCGGUCGUGGUCAGGGUCAGCGCGGGCAACACCAACAGACAGGCGGGGCUGUUUGUGCAGCUCAACUUCACUUCUCUGGAGGAUGCCUCAGAGAUGGACAACAGAGUUGAAGAUGAAGAGGAGCCAUUCAUCACAGCUUACCUUGACUCCCAUGCAGGGCCGAGCGAGUUCAACUGCACAGACCGAAGACGAAUCUCACUCAGUAUGACCAGGGGCCAAGAUCUGGACCACAAGAAAUACACCUUCUUCCUAUCACCAGAGUCCUAUGACACCACACUGGACUACUUCAUCAACGUGAGUACGCCCUGCAGCCCCGGCUCUCGGUCUGUGGGCGUUCGGCUGGAGGUCGGGGUGUUUGCCUCCCUGUGUCAGUACUUCAGUGAGAGUGACAAGCAGUGGCGUACUGAUGGCAUGGUGCCCCUGGCAGAGACCAACGCCAGCAGAGCUUUUUGCCGCACAAAGCACCUCACCUCCUUCGGUGCCGGCCUGUUUGUACCAACCAACGCAGUCAGCUUUACGAUGCCAGUGCGUUCUGGUGCACCGAGCCUGGUCGUGCUGUUGGUGUGUGUGUUGGGUUUGCUCAGCUAUGUUGUGGCAGCGGCCAUCUUGCACAAGCUGGACCAGCUGGAUCUGCGCCGGGCGGGUGUGGUUCCGCUCUGCGGCCAAGACGGUCUCUUCAAGUACGAGGUUCAGGUGAAGACUGGCUGGAGUCGAGGGGCAGGCACCACGGCCCAUGUAGGAAUCAGUCUGUACGGGCGGGAGAGCCGCAGUGGACACCGCCAUCUGGACAGCAGGGGAGCCUUCUCACGCAACACUCUUGAUAUCUUCCACCUCGCCACAGACACCAGCCUGGGCAGUGUGUGGAAAAUACGAAUCUGGCACGACAACAAGGGUCUGUCCCCAGCGUGGAUGCUACAGUACGUCCUGGUGAAAGAUCUGCAGACAGGAAGAAGCUACUACUUCCUGGUUGAGGAGUGGCUGUCGGUCGACAACGAGAAAACCGAUGGGCGUGUAGAGAUUGAGGUGGAGCCAUCAGAGGAGGCUGUGCUCCGUCAUGUGCCCCGUCUCAUGUGGUGUGAGCUGCAGAGGGCGCUGUGUGAGAGCCACCUGUGGCUGUCGCUGUGGGAGCGGCCUCUCCGCAGCCCCUUCACCCGCCUGCAAAGAGCCACUUGCUGCACUGUGCUGCUGCAGCUGCUUCUGCUGGCCAACACACUGUGGUACAGCAUCGUGGUGGACAAGAGAUACAGCCCGUGGGCCGUGUCGCAGCUGUCUUCGUUGAAUGGAGAGACCGUGGCAGCCGGAGUGGUGACCUGUCUGAUCGUCUACCCGCUCUACCUGCUCAUAUUCACGCUCUUCAGAAUGAGCCGCAGCAAGUGUGUGUCUGUGGAGCAGGUACCACCACAAAUGGACCAGGAGUCUGUGGAGAUCGAUGACUUCCUGGAGAACUCUAUGGCUGGAAGCUCCUUCCUCUUCUAUAAUGGCGAGACCAACUCAGAAGAAACCAAUGUCGAUUUGCCCACACCAUCAACCAAAAGUGUGGACAGUUGGACCAUGGCAGAGGAGGAUACGGAGGACAGGGAUUGGCCGGAGCUGUUGAGUGACGUGUCUGUGGUGGGAGGGGCGGGGCACGGAGCGGGACUGCCCAGGCUGAAGAGGGGUCAGGGGAGCAGGCACUUGGGUGUUGACAUGACCUUUAACCCUGACGAUGAGGAGGGGACUGAGCAACGCAACAAAUAUUUCACCUCUUCAGAUGAGGAUCUGAUCAAACACAUCCUGGCAGAUGGACAGAACUUCUUUCCCCAGGCCGAUGAAAGUGAGAUGGCCGACCUGUCGAGCAUUUUCGGAGACAAGACUGAAGUGAUCCUCCUCCAGAAGCUCAAUGAGCCUCUUCCUCUGGAAUCUGUCAGAAGGGACCCACCGAAAACUGCUUUCACCGCGAAUACAGUUAUGACUGACGUGUGUCGUCCCAGGCGGUUCCCUCCCUGGUGUGGACGUGCCACCCUGUGGGGCAGCUGGGCGGUGAUCGCUCUGGCCAAUAGCGUCUCGAUCUGGGCGGGCCGCGGGUUCAGUCAAAGAGUGGCCAUGAUGUGGCUCAUCUCCUGUUUUGCCAGUUUCCUUUGCUCGUGUCUGCUGCUGGAGCCAAUCAAGGUCUUGUGUGAGGCAGUUUAUUUUGCAGUGUUUGUGCGGCGCCUGCGUCCAGAGGACCAGGAUGUGCUGGUGGAGUUCCCCCGUGUGGAGAGGGUGGUCCAGCGGGUCCCCAGGGUGAGACCACCGCAGGGCUUCGCUCUGUCCCAAGCUCGGCACCAGGCCCGCAAGGUCCACAUGCUGCACACCAUGCUGAAGAAUUUCCUGGUUUAUAUGUUUUUCCUGUUGGUGGUUUUACUCCUCAACUACUCCGACUCUGCCAAAGACGCACACGGCCUCCGACUGCGCAAUCAACUGCAGCAAGUGCUACACACACCUGAGUAUCACAACAUCAGCAGCCGUGACAACGUCUUGAUGUGGCUGAAUGAGUCCCUGUUGCCACGGCUACUGGACGACCCUGCCCUCCUGAGGGACACAGGCAGCGUGUUGCUCGGCACAAUGAGGCUGCGACAAACCUGUGACACACAAGUGACAGGUGGUGCAGGAGACAGUGACUGGGGCUGGUUCCCUUCUCCAAAUAAAGACGCUGAGGAUUCUGCUGGUCGAGAUGCAAACUGGGUGUGGCGUUUGGGUCAAGUGAGGGCGUAUAACAGCGGCGACGUGGUGCACCAGCUGAGCCGAAGCCUAAUGGAGGCCUCUUCCUCCUUACAGCAGCUGAAGCAGCAGCACUGGCUCAACUACAGGACCCGUGCUGUGUUUGUGGAGUUCUCGCUCUACAACAUCAACACAAACCUCCUCGCCGUCUUCUCCUUCCUGUUCGAGUUCCCAGUUUCCGAGCGUGCCCAGUCCAGUCUUGACCUCCAUGUCAUCUCUCUGUGGCCAAUCACAGGCCUUGACCUACAGCUCCUUCUCACGAUCAUUCUCCUCGCCCUGGUGCUGUACUUCCUGGUGCGGGGGAUCAUGGGCUUCCUCAGAGAGGGCUACGGCUACCUGCUGUCCGCCUGGAGAAUCCUGGGUCUCUGUAAACUGACUCUGGCAGCUUCUGUGUGCGGGCUGCACCUGAGCCGCUGCACCAUGGCCAAGAAGCAGUGGACGUUGUAUAUGAAGCACCCGCGGGACGCCUUCACAGAUUUCUACCCGCUGGCCAAGCAGAGUCAGAUGUACACAGUCAUGUCUGCGUUGCUGCUGUUGAUACUGGUGCUCAAGGCGUCUCACCAGUUGCGGUUUCUCAGAGAGUGGGCCGUGUUUGGCCGAGCUCUGCGGCGCUCGGUCUGGGAGCUGCUGGGAGUCGCCCUGGCAUUACUGGUGUUGAUGCUGGCCUACUCGCACACAGGACACCUGCUCUUCCACUCUGUCCUGGACGGUUACGGCAGUGUGAGCUCCAGCUGUCUGUCUCUGCUGGGCGCCGGGGGACGAGGCCUGUUAUCGUGGCGUCCCGGCUGGACGUUCACCGGACCCUCCAGCUCUCUCACCUCGCUGGUGUUCCACGCGAGCUUCGCUGUCAUUCGGCUGGUGCUGCUUUGGUUGAUCACGUCCGUGCUGCUGAGGAACUACCGCCGCGCACGAGCCGAGCUGUACCGGCCGGCCGUGGAUCUCCAAGACUACGAGAUGGUCGAGCUGUUCCUCAGACGACUCAAGAUGUGGAUGGGACUCAGCAGGACCAAGGAGUUUCGUCACAAGGUGCGUUUUGAAGGCAUGGAGCUGCCCCCAUCCCGCUCAUCCUCCACCAGCGACUGUAAGUCCCUGUGCUUGCCGCCGCUGGACGGUCCCGACUCUCCACCCACACCUGACGACGCCUGCUCAGAGGCCUCGUGGCGCCCGGCCUCCUCCAGCCCCUGCAGUCUGACGGAAGCACCAGGGAUCGGCUUGGGGCUCGGGUUGGGCCUGGGUUUGGGGCUGGGCCCCGGUGUGGUGGUGGGAGGAACCAGCUGGAGGGAGAGGGCCGAGACGGAAGCCUCUCUGAGGAGGCUGCUCCCCACCCUGGAUGCCCUGCUGCAGCAGCUCGACCGUGUCACCGUUGCAACAGAGGAUCUGUACCACAUCGAGUGUAGAUUGGAGCGAGCCCAGAGGAAAAGGAGACGUAGAGGCAGAGGAGGCGGUGGUCAGAGAGGAAGGAGCGAGGCGGGACAGACGGGGAAGGGGGAUGACAAGGACUCUGCUGGAUGGAGAGAACGGAAGAGCGGCAAAGAAAAACACAAAGGGAGCAAGAGGGGGAAAAAGACAGAUAAAAGUGAACUUUCAAAGGAUUGUGGAAACACUGCUGCCAACCCCCAAGAGACUCCUGCUGCCACACCUGUUCCUUUUCUGAAGCCCAGCCUAACCUCGGCCUCAACACAUACCCCUGCUCCUCAGUCCUCAGCCAAACCUUCAGUCAGUGCACCCCCGCCCACACCAGUCACAGAUAAAUGUGACUCCUCCUCUCUCCCCGUCUCACCAGAAAACACUCCCCCUACUAAAGUCUCACCGCCCAAAACCCCCACUGCACCUCCAAGUACCCCUGCAGCUUCCCUGCCUCCCACUCCUGCUCCUACACCUAUCACCCGGGACUGGGACCCUCCCAGAGAGAGGGAGACCCUCCCCGCUUCCAGCCUGUUCAACCACCCCGCCCACACAACCACCAUUCCCACACGCAAGCGGAAACGCAAGCCCCCACCCCUCAAAAAUAAGGUGCACCCCAACGUAGACAGACACGGCUCUGGACAGCCCAAAUCCUGAGGACUCUGGAUGGAGAGAGGAACAGAAGUGAACGGCGGAGGGAAAGAAUGUGGGAGUAAAUGUUGGGUUAAGGACGAGAGGAGGACGGGGGGCAGCUGGUUCUGUCCCUGAGGACCCCCUCUCUAAACCCAGAGGAAAGAAAGAAAGAAAACAAGGAUCAAAGAGAAGAGCAGUGUGGGGAAAGACUUUACAGAGAUCCAAUCCUAACUCCAGAAUCAAGGUGCAGGUCACCAGAUGCUUAGUGAGCUGGUUUAAACACCCUAACAUUGAAACCAAGGUACACCCGCUAUCCCAUAAUCCCCCACAGCGACACUAACCCCUGACCCCACGUGACCCUGGAGGUUACGCGGGGUCAUCGACAGGAGCACACGAGCGUGUUCAGCAGAGAACUGAAGCAACUGAAAGCAGACAGUGCCGUCAGUCUUUUUGUAUAUCUCUGACAAAAAUAAUGUGUUGAUUUCUCAGUCAUGUCGUCUGUCUCCGUAUUUUUUUGAUAUUUGAUAUUUCGGUUACCAUGGGUACUUGUGGCCUGUCUGUCAACAGUCACGUUAUUAUGGUUUUCAGCCCAUAUGUAUUUGCAUGCAGGCACACACAGAUAUACGCACAUGCAGGUUCACACAUGCAUAGAAAAUUAACACUGUAGGCGCCGACGUGCUAAUGGUAAUGUGUCGUACAAUUCAGCCUGAACGAGAAAAUAAACAAACAAACACACGCACACAAACACAGUUGUGUCUUAAACAUGUCUCCACAGUUAAAUUGAAUGAUUUAACGAUACAGGUUAUAGGGACUUGCUUUUUGUCCCCAUAAUGUGACUGUCAUCAGAUUAAGGUCCCCACAACAUCAGUAACACUGGCACUACACACACACACACACACACACACACACACACACACACACACACACACACACACACACACACGUCUGUUGGUAUCCCAGCAGCCAGUCCUUCAGGGUGCAGAUAUCACCAUCUUCUCCGUAAUUGGUCCGGAUGUGAGAGAGAGAUGAAAAUUUAAGGGAAGAAAUAAGCAGCGAAAAGAAGGAGCAGCAAGUGGAGGUAGUGCAGAUGAGUAGGAGUGAUGAAGAGAGGGAAUAAAGAAGGAAAACAUGGUGCUUAGUAAAGUUUAGUGUUAGAUUAGUGUUGAAGAAAAACAUGCUUUUUCAGUCCCUUAUACACAGUACUGAAUAUUUACACAUCAUAAAGCUAAAUGACUCCCAAUAUCUUCUCUCAAUGUUUGUAUUGUGUUGUGUUCAAUAUGGUUGUAAUUUCAAAGCACUUUUGUCCAGACGUAGAGGUGUGGUGUACAGGAAUAAGCUGGGUAUCCAAACCAAUAGAGGAAGCUUCACUCAUACUGUAUCUUCAGCAUAAACGUUGCCAAAGCUUUUGCAUCAUUCACGUAUCCCGAGUUGUUCCCAGCGCCGAGUCAUUCAUUCAUUUGUCCGUUUUGUACUUAGCACUUUAUUCUCUGAUGGAGCUGAUAUCCAACACCAUAUUUAACUCUCAUGUGUCAUUAUAGAGACAUUCAAGGUAUCAAAUCAGUAGUUUGCAGUUGUUUCUUGUGCUUUGGUUGUGUUUUUGUCAUCUUGUUUUUGAUAAGGCGUACGUACGUACCUCCUGUGUCCAGUGGGCAGAUCUCAGGGAACCCGCCCUCUCCCCCAAAACCUGGAAAACCAGGAAAACCAAAAACUGCAGACAGGCUUCCAGACGCCAGCUUCCUUCUCCUCUCAGUCCAAACGCGGAAGCUGGCCCUGUUUUCACGGGUUGUUAGAGAAUAUGAAGAUGAUUGAGUUUUUUCCCCUCUUUAAAGCAGAACCACCGUCACAGAGCAUUAAUCAAAAUGUUGAACUUUAAACGCACCAAUUUCCGAGCAACUAAGUCGUGUUUGAUUUCACUCGUUUCAGGAUCUCAAAAAAAAAAAAGGGAAUGAAAAGGGCCCAAAGUCUUCUUCACCUUGUGUGUGUACAUUUCUGUAUAUAUUGGUGCCGUGUGGUGUAUAUAUUUUUGCUUCUCAUGACCAGUAUCGUUUGUGCUGCAGCAGCGUAUUCAUUAUGUCAAGCACUGGUGUUGCAGAUUCCAAGGUUUUUACAUUCCUCCAGUCAAACUGAAGCACUUCAGCCAAAGCUAUCAAUGUAUUUAAUAUAGAUGUUUGUUCACAGUGUCCAGUACGAAUCCCAGGAGGCCCGGCAGUUCACCAGCGAUGCCUCCAGACUCCUGCUCUGUGUGUACAGUGUGUAACAGAUCCGUGCCAAAGCCGACCCUCGUGUCCUCCAGCUGCCUUUAUGUUGUUGUUCCAUGCGUUUUGUUUUAAAAGCAGUGUUACAGAAUUUGUCUUUGAAAAUAUUUGUCUAAGCUCUUUUGUAUCUUAUACCUUUGUUUUGCAGUUGUAGCACUUCUCAUGUUUUUGCACUUGACAAAGUCAAAUAAAGAGUUUGACAGCUGAA
Molecule: messenger RNA, 16731 nt
Organism: Pleuronectes platessa (European plaice)
Lineage: Eukaryota; Metazoa; Chordata; Actinopteri; Pleuronectiformes; Pleuronectidae
Gene: pkd1a
Product: polycystic kidney disease 1a
Exons: 56
Coding region: 262-14292 (4676 amino acids)
Biological process (GO): kidney development
Cellular component (GO): membrane
Molecular function (GO): protein binding
Source: RefSeq, a predicted model, not a curated record